GAUGUGACAGCUGUCAAAUAACAGAAAGACAAAAAUACGCGUUGCUCGCUACGUUAAUAUAAUAAUAUAUAAUAUAAUAAUAUAAUAAAAUAAUACGUUAAUACGUUAAUAUAAUACGCUGCGUAAGCUUCUGUGUGCGGAGUCCUUCUGUUCUGGGCCAUCCCAAACCAAAAAUAUGUCGGACGAAGUGGCCAAAGCACAGGCUGCAGCUGCCGAUGCCGACGAUACGAUCUUUGGCAAAAUCCUGCGCAAAGAAAUCCCCUGCCAAUUCAUCUAUGAAGACGACAGGUGCGUUGCAUUUCACGAUGUAAACCCCCAGGCCCCGGUGCACUUUCUAGUGAUUCCUCGGAAGCCCAUUUCGCAGCUGUCGAAAGCAGCGGAAGAGGAUGAGGCACUGCUGGGCCAUUUGAUGCUGGUCGGCAGGAAAGUAGCAUCCGAACAGGGACUUGAGGAAGGCUUCCGCGUAGUAGUAAACGAUGGCAAAAACGGAGCACAGUCGGUUUACCAUCUUCAUCUACAUUUCCUGGGCGGCAGACAGAUGAAGUGGCCCCCGGGCUAAUGGGCCCUCUCGAGCGCAUGUAUGCCUUUGAAAACUUAUCGGAUGCGAAAUAAAGCUUCAGCCUAUGAUCAUCAGA
This is a messenger RNA of Anopheles bellator, 635 nucleotides long. It is a transcript of the gene HINT1, whose product is annotated as adenosine 5'-monophosphoramidase HINT1. Gene Ontology annotation, molecular function: hydrolase activity. The coding region runs from base 176 to 559 and encodes 127 amino acids. The transcript has 2 exons. Lineage: Eukaryota; Metazoa; Arthropoda; Insecta; Diptera; Culicidae. Gene Ontology annotation, cellular component: nucleus; cytoplasm. The record is from RefSeq and is a predicted model, not a curated record. Gene Ontology annotation, biological process: purine ribonucleotide catabolic process.